This is a messenger RNA of Ostrea edulis (European flat oyster), 1632 nucleotides long. RefSeq lists its product as uncharacterized. Bases 81 to 1304 code for a protein of 407 amino acids. Gene Ontology annotation, molecular function: metal ion binding. The record is from RefSeq and is a predicted model, not a curated record. Lineage: Eukaryota; Metazoa; Mollusca; Bivalvia; Ostreida; Ostreidae. The transcript has 8 exons.
GGGAAAAUCUGACACAGGAUCUCAAUUUACCUAAACCAUUUAAAUUGCGGGAAAAUUGAAGUGGUUAGGCCAAGUGUAAGAUGAGCACAGAGCCCUGUAUAUACUUUAACUCUCCCACGGGGUGCUGGUAUGGUGAUCGAUGUAGGUACUCGCACAUCAAGGGUGUAGCGCCAAAGUGUCGCUUCUACAGUGGACCAGGAACUUGUAGAAAUGGAAGUGAUUGCUAUUUUAGACAUGCUGAUCCUGAAUGUCCAAGAAAAGUCAUCCAAACAGUGGGGGUAUCGGAAGUUGAUGGAGACAUUGCUUCUGCCCUACAGACUUUAUCAGUGAAAUUUGACGAUACAAAGUCACCAGACAAAACUGCAGGUACAGAUGUCGAACAAAACCCAUCUCCUGUAGGAGAUACAAGAAAGGUCAUCUGCAAGGAGAAGUAUUUGUCUGUAAAGAUUGACGUAUCUGGUCAGAAAAAUUACAAGAAUGCAGAUUGCAGUGAUGAAACUUCAGCCUCUUUCUCCAAGGACCCUUCUGAAUUGAAGCCAGUGGCAGACCAGGAGGAUGAGAAGCCGGUGACAGACAAGGAGGGUGAAUCUAACAAGACAGACCGAAGUGGACUAGUUAAAUGUGGAGAGUGUGGUAAACUUAUUCACAUGAAAGUUUUGCCAGUAAUUCCAAAAGACAUUAAAGAUGGCAUCACAGAUGAUGAUCAUUUUACUGACUCCGAUGAGGUUGAUGACAAGGCAUCUGAUGUCAGCAGUGGCAGCACGUAUGAAUAUGAUGAAUUGGAGCAGCAUUAUAAAGACAUGCUUCUCAGCAUGAAUAAGGAGCACCUGAAUUUCUUGCAGCAUGACCCACGCUUCCAUCAGGAUACAUUUUGUAGUGUGUGUGGUCGGGUUUUCGGGAAAACUCGUCAUCUCCUUCAGCACGUAACUGACAAGGUCAAGUCGGAGGAUGAUGAGGAGGAUCAUAAAGAACUCCUGCAUGAGCUGGUUAUGGCUUUUACAACACGUGACAUGGGUCUUGAUGAUAACAAAGAAUGUAUGGAGACUCUGCUUCUGCACCUGGUGGCUUCCUAUACAGGCGACAGUGACUCGUCCUCCAACAAUUCAAACCAAGGUUUGAGCAAUUUCCUAAGAAUGCUGACUCUGAAAAAGCACCUGUGUGAUUCGGAUGACUUGGACUAUAUGUGUAAUCCCUGGGGAUAUGACGAGGAUGAUAUGUUUGAGUUGGCUUGUCAAGGGAUCAAACCCUGGGAUCCCGAAGCGGGAAUGGCUCUAGCUUAUCUCAAUGGGGAAAUUGACUUUUAAGGAUAAUGGACAGUGUGCAAUGAAGAUGUUAUUUCACAUUUAAUUAUGUUUUCAAUUGUUUCAGUGAAUUCACUUCACCUGCAAUAUUUGUUACGUGAUUGUCGUCCAGAAUCAUAUUUUUUUCAUGUUGAUGAUUUUCUUCCUUGUCAAGUAUUCUUGUUUGCAGGCAACUGGUAUAUAUUCAAAAUAUUUUUGUACAAAAUAUAUAUUAAUCAUAUUUCUUUUGAAAACUUUUUUGUUGUUGAAAACUGAUCACUCUUCUGCUACAUGUACUUGUGUAUAUAUAUUGUUUUUGGUUUAUACAAAUAUAGAUUUUGCAUACACCAUA